CUGCCGACGGUACCCUUUGUGGUAGGCCGGAUGUCGAUCGCCACGGCAGCCAGGUAAACAUUGUGACAUCAUAGCAGCGCGACACAGUGUAGCCUGCUCAAUAAAAGCAAUGUAAAAGUUGAAUGCGACACAUUUAGCUAUCAUGGAAGUCGUCCAGCAACAGUUCCUGGCCCUUAUUCUUUUCACAUGGCAGUUAGUCAAAUUCCGAAUGCAAGCUUUGUUUGACGAAAGUUUGGAGGCUGAAAGGACAAGGACAAGGACAAGAGCCGCCAAAAAAAAUAAGAAAUUCUUUGCGCUGAUGCAGGAUGCAACCGAUAAAAGCCGCCAAUUGACCAGACAAAGGCGACGAUGCAUACGGAUGCUUCAGCAGUUGCACAUUCACAGACGCAGGCCAACAGUUUGGUCUUUCAGCCGAGCCAGUACCUGGUGGGAAUCGAUUGUCCCAGAAUUCACCAACAGACAGUGGGUGGAUAACUUCCGGAUGUCAGAAGAAACAUUCAUGUACCUCUGCAACAAGAUGCGUCAAGCGCUGAAGAGGCAGGACACAAACUUUCGCCUGUGUGUCCCCCUGAAGAAAAUGGUUGCCAUCGCACUGUGGAAGCUGGCAACCAACGGUGAAUACAGGAGCAUUGGCCAUCUUUUCGGUGUGAGCACAACGACUGUUUGUCGAUGUGUGCAACAGUUCUGCAAUGCUGCCUGCAAGCUGUUGGCUCCAGAAAUGAUCUGUUUUCCUGACCAGGAGAAACUCCAAGAAAUGGCAGCCUACAUUGAACAGAAGUGGGGCCUUCCGCAGUGUGUUGGUUCCAUUGAUGGUUCACACAUACCCAUUAUAGCCCCACAGGAGUGCCAUGGUGACUAUUUCAAUAGAAAAGGCUGGCAUUCCAUCAUCCUUCAAGGUGUUGUGGAUGGAAAAGGACUGUUUUGGAGCGUGUGUGCAGGACUGCCUGGGAGUAUGCAUGACGCUCAGGUUUUGAGAACGUCCACAAUGUGGGAAUUAGUGGAGCGUGGAAGCCUUUUCCCAGCCUGUACCAGGAACAUUGCCGGGGUAAAUGUGGGACAUUAUAUUCUAGGGGACUCGGCCUAUCCGUUGCAGAACUGGCUCCUCAAAGCAUUCCCUGACACCGGCCGGUUGAGUGCAGAACAACAUUUAUACAAUAAAAGAGUCUGCAGGGCACGUGUUGUGGUGGAGAAUGCAUUUGGAAGACUUAAGGGGAGGUGGCGUUGCCUUCUGAAAAGGAAUGACAGCAGCAUCGAACUGGCCAAAACGAUGAUUGUGGCUUGCUGUGCCCUCCACAACCUUUGUGAGAAACAUGCUGAGGACAACCAGACGGAACUGGACAUGCCUGCAGCUGUGGCAGGAGAGCCUAUGGUGCCACUUGCACAGGGGGCAGAAGAGGAGGGUAGGGAAGUCAGAGAGGGUGUGAUGCGCCACUUGAACAUUCAAACAUGAAUGCAGAUUUAACUUGACCAGUUUGCAGUUUUGUACAUGUAUAUAUUUUACAAAUAAAAACCUUUUGCUUAAAUCUGCCUCUUCUUCAAAUUAAGUAGCGAUUUUACAGCACUGAACCAAUUAUUGUCCUAUAUAAUACGCCAGGCAUCAGGUUACUUUAUUUGUACCCGUAUGUAAACUUGUGUUGCAGUUUAAAAGUGGGCUUCCGUCACACAGGACAACACAUACACACAAACACAAAUGGGACAUACAUUUAUAAAUUGAUCUAAAAGAUCAACUAAAUAAAUAACGCAUACAAAAUUAAUGCUGUGCAAAUCAAGCAGUUUCUACAGCUUGUUCUUCAGGGUGAUUGCAGCUGGAACAAAGCUGUUAUUAAAACGCUUGGUUUUAAACCUUGGGACUAAAAACCUUUUUCCAGAAAGGAGUAGCUGAAACUCGUGCAAAGGGUGCAAACGGUCAUUUAAAAUGGAGUCGGUUAUCCGCUGUACCUGUCUAGUGUACAGGGAGGCCGUGUUAGGCUGAGAUUCACCAAUUAGUUUACUGGACCAUUUCACCACCUGAUUAAGAGUGCCUGUUCUUGAUAGACUUCCAAACCAUGAAACCAAAGAAAAGGAUACAAUCGAUUCGAUAAAAGCAAGGUCAUUAUGGUUUUAUCCACCUGGAAAAAGAACAGUUUCCUCACAGUGGAGACACUGGUGUCCCUUUUAACACAGCAAU
Molecule: messenger RNA, 2167 nt
Organism: Gadus macrocephalus (Pacific cod)
Lineage: Eukaryota; Metazoa; Chordata; Actinopteri; Gadiformes; Gadidae
Exons: 2
Coding region: 143-1450 (435 amino acids)
Source: RefSeq, a predicted model, not a curated record